AUGAUCUCCGGCGGUGAGGGAUCACGCUCUCUCGGCACUGCGUCAGCGGGGCUAAGCGCCCUGAGGGAUGUGCUGGAGGCUGUGGACACGAUGCCCUUCGUGAAAUACCUCGCAUCAGUCGGAGUACAGCUUCUACAAUAUGUGAUUGAGAUGCAGAUUACGAACGAUAUGUUCAGAAAUCUGGCACUUCGCGCAAAGGAUGUAAUCGUAGCAGUGGCUCGGUCAUGCGAUGGCCUACAACCAUUGGCCGCCCAUCUUGAGAGCGAUCUUCGCCAGCUCACCAAUACCAUGAACGACAUACUUUCGUUUGCCGCGGAGAAGGCUUCUCGGGGCACCUUGAGAAAGUUAUGGAACAAGUCAGAAGAUGCCGCCUCGGUAAAAGCUCUGGAUCUUCAGUUGACGCACGCGUUUCACAUCUUCCAGAUACAAUCAGACGUAACCACUCGACGCCAACAGGAGGUGAUGAUACAACAACUGGCCAACUUGUCCGUGUCUCCACCCCCUGCUCGUUCAGACCCUAUCAUAGACCGCCCACUUCGCGUUCAGGAGGGCAUAUACCUGAUCAGGAAUGCGGCCAACGGUAACGUCGCAGAGGUUGAGGACUUCAAGCCCUACGGCCAUGUACAAGCGGUACAUGCUUUCAUGGUGCCCUUCACAACGCGGCCAUCACAAACGCAACUGUGGGUCGUUCAGAGGCAUGCCCAUAAGGACUUUGACUUUGUCAUACGGAGUUUGGCCACAGGAUACGCUCUCAAUGUUGUUCAUAACCAUGCUCGUGACGGGGCUAAGGUUGGAGGCUUUCCAUGGGAGCCUGGCGCGGGGAAUGAGAUCUGGUCUUUCUGGGGUACGAGACAAGAACCUUCUGGAGACUUCUGCACAAUCCGAAGUGCCAGUCUUCCGACCGUUUUAGACGGCUUCUGUCCCAGAGACAGCUCUGAAUGCCGCAACUUGCACGCAACUCGCGUCAAGAACGCAGCACCCAGCGCCUCCCAAGAAUGGCAACUCGUACCUCUCGCUUCGCUACCUCCAGGGUCGAGUGUAUCCCCCGCUCUACAUCGCCGUCGUCUCUUGCUACAAAACGUUCAAACGGGGACCUACGCAACCCGAAUCGAAACUGAAGACUCUGAAGACCCGAACGUUGUCUUGACCUCUUCACCCUCGUCUGCCAGUUCUUGGUCGUUUCUGUACAUCGAUAACUAUCGACUCGACCGCUUUGCUAUACUCAGCGGCGCUGCCGAUCCGUACACUCUCGAUCACUGGGGUGGGUCGCACAUCAACAUAUCAAGGUAUAUGCCCCAUAAUCCGAAUCACAAAUGGACAGCAACUGCCCGCGAUGGUGCAUUCAUCUUUCGAAAUAACCUGACCGACGACUUGCUCGCCGCCCGUGCUGGUACUGUCGACACGCUACCUCUGAGCGCGCGUAAUGAUCCGACAUGCCACUGGCGCUUGAUUGAUUCGACAACGCGGGAACACGUCCGAGUGUUGUAUGACUCGGUAUUGUCGCUGCCACCUCCCGAGCUCGCAGGCCCUCUCAGCUCAGAGACACCACGAGCAGCGACGACGGCACUCUUCCUCCGAACCGGAAACGCAUCGCCGGAGAUGCAACUCACAUACUCGAAUAGCUUCAGGCGGGAACAUGAAACGAUCCGGACGAUGUUACUGGAAGGUUACAAGGCAAUUGUAUAUGCACCUCGUACAAUCAUGGCAUGGAGGGAGGGAGAUAUCAAGAAGGUAGAAAUGGUGGAUGAUGAUGCGGAGUUCAAGUGGUCGUGGGAGGAUUUUGAGCCCUGCUCCUAG
Molecule: messenger RNA, 1797 nt
Organism: Peniophora sp. CBMAI 1063
Lineage: Eukaryota; Fungi; Basidiomycota; Agaricomycetes; Russulales; Peniophoraceae
Source: the annotation of a GenBank genome assembly